This is a messenger RNA of Lineus longissimus, 1979 nucleotides long. RefSeq lists its product as uncharacterized. NCBI's taxonomy places the organism in Eukaryota, Metazoa, Nemertea, Pilidiophora, Heteronemertea, Lineidae. The transcript has 5 exons. The coding region runs from base 387 to 1766 and encodes 459 amino acids. The record is from RefSeq and is a predicted model, not a curated record.
CGGAUUUAUCAUUCUCUAAACACGUUGGCACCUGACCUACUUUAAGGACUCUUUCCCUAUUGAUCUUUUAUCAAUCUUUGUCUCCGUGCAUGGUUAGACACGGACACGAUAUUGAUAUAACUAGACUCUUCACUGCGGGUUAUCAUCGGCGUGGAAAGCUAAACGUCUUCAAGUCGGAUCACAAAAAAGCAAAGGAUGACAUUUCUGAGGAAAACUACUUUGACACCGACAGUAUAAUAGUGUUACUUUUUCUCUUCCUUCCACUUCGAGCAUCUCUGUGAAGGAGCGAAUAGGGUGGACUGUUCCGUUAAACGAUUGAGACAAAGCCAGAGGCACUGUAGGGAAAUUGAAGGAGGUAAGUGUGGAGCUGUGGCGAUAAGACAACGAUGUCAGAAAAGGGGCGAACGAAGGAGGCAGCAAAGUGUCACACGAAGGACCAAGUAAAGGGGCACACGAAGUAUGCAUCAAAGGGGCACACGACGGACCCAGUAAAGGGGCACACGAAGGAUGCAUCAAAGGGGCACACGAAGGACCCAGUAAAGGGGCACACGAAGGAUGCAUCAAACGGGCACACGACGGACCCAGUAAAGGGGCACACGAAGGAGGCAUCAAAGGGGUACACGAAGGAGGAAUCGACAACAGGACGACGGUCAGAUUCGGCCAAAGGGCACACCACGGAUAACGACAAUCCUCCGUCUUCGGCAAAGGGAGAAAAGAAGGAAGUCGACCUUACUAGGCCAGUUUUCAACCGGUGUCAAGGCCAACUUGGAAUCUACGUAGACCUGAUCGACGUUGAGUUGAUCGACCCUCUCGCCUAUGGCUCGGAGAGGUUCAUGAUGAUAAGCGUGGCAGAUAAGCUCCUUGAGUGCUACCAAAGCAUUGAGCUGUGUAAGAUCAAGAGCUCUUUGGAAAAGAAGGAGCUGUUGAAGGGGACAGUCUUGGAUGGAUUCAUCACAGGCUUGAUACUCUCCGUCACCUUUGACAACCUUGAGGCCGUGGAGACGUUCUGGCAUCAAUACAAAUCCGGAGAAGUCGGAAAGUUUUUCAAGAGUUACCUGGAAACGAAAUCGACGAAGAGGUAUAUCGAAGCAAAACGGCUGGAAAUUCGCAUCAGGUGCUGGGAGGAUGAAUACGAGGCUUGUAAAGAGGAUCUCCUGGCGAAUGAGGUGAUUGGGCUGUCCCUCGCAGACCAUGAAUACGAUAUCAAGAUGUUAAGGAAGGCUCGCGCAUGGCAGCAAAACUACACUAAAGAUCUGUACAAGCUGCGAGACUUCCAAUACGAGUUCGAGGCUCACCUUGGCGAGUUCAUCAACCUUUGUAAAACAUUUCAGCCUCAGUCACUCCAAGAAUUCGUCAACAUAGGUGACCUUGAAGCGCUGAUUAAACGCGCCAAGGAAAGAAAGACAAAAACAGUGGCCAUUCUAGAAAGGUACCCAAAUACGUUCCAAGCUGUAAGAAAAUGUGCCAAGGACAUGAAAAAGGGGAUUUUUCACACUGUCGCGGAAGUUCACGCGGGUUGCGAGAGCGAGAAACAACGCGCUUUGAAAGCAAAAAUGAAUGCCAUGUUGGCUGACGUAAUGCGCAUGACGGAACCGUGUUACUGCUUCCGGGAUACGCACUCUCCGGUCUGGGAGCAUAAGGUGAUGGAUUAUGAGCGGAAGAUGUUUGUGGGAAUGGUAACAACAUUCCCGUGUGUGAUUGAGACUAUGAUCGACGUGGAUCACCUUGUUGAUGACUAUUAUGAAGAUCUAAAAAUAGAACUCUAAUGCCGGAAAUGGUUUGGUACAACAAUGCUAAUAGGCAGCCUUUACUGUUCUAUUCCGCCAGGCGAGUGGUAUAAUAGUUUAUACCGCAGUACUGUCUUUAUACAGGGCACUCUCCUGCCAAUUUUGACAGCGAUGAAGCAGGUAUAAUAGUUUAUACCGCAGUACUGUCCUUAUACAGGGCACUCUCCUGCCAAUUUUGACAGCGAUGAAGCA